AUGGCAUCAACAAAUUCCGAUGACUCAUUAUUAGCAGCAUUGUCAGUAGCUACCUGUACGGAAGAAUUUAUUGAUUUUAUAUCUCUACCAGCUAUCGAUUAUAAGAUUAUGUUCUCAGUAUCGGUUGCUGGAAUUGGUAUUCUUCCCGGUGAAUUUGCUGCUGGCGGUGCUCUUCGAUUUCACUUACCAGUGCAAGAAAAGAAAAGCGUAAAUAUAACAGGAGAUGCAAAAUUUCCAAAUCUGGAAUGGAAAUAUGUAGUGCAAAUGCGAUUCCGCGUUGGAACAUGUGAAUCGGAUACGGAUCGUGUAGUAGAUGGUGAUUUAUUUGAGCUUGGAAAACGAUAUCCACCAAUUGUUCUUCGAAUUGGCGAUGAAAAUAUCCGACGUGUACGUAUUGAGAUGAAAUUCGUCGAAAUGAUUCAUAAUUUCUUGCCAACAUUCGAGUAUGGCGAUAUUACAUUAAAAUUCAAAGAUGAAAUUUUACAUGUAUAUAAAGCAUUACUUAGUUUGCACUCAAAUUAUAUGGCUGGCAAAUUGAAGUUUGCGGAAGAAGGUGAUGUGGUUGAUAUGGGUGAAAGUGAUGCAAAUGAUUUCAAAGAAUUGUUAUAUCAGAUUUAUCCAACUAAAAGACCAAUAUGGGCCAAUUUAAAGGGUUUAACUCGAGCAGCGGUCGGUUUCCAAGCGGAUGGUAUCAUAGAUCGAAUUACUUCCUACAUAGUAAACUAUGAAUCUAUGUAUAUGGAGCAGAAAAUAGCAGAAGCAAUCAAACUUGAACUGCCAAAUGCUAUCGAAGAAUUAGUUUAUAAAGCUGAACAAGAUGGAUAUUGGGUAGAUAUUAUCCGUAAUGGAUUAAAUCCAGAAUUAGAAUAUGGUGAUGCCAUAUAUAAUAGCAUUAUUUUGCCUGCAAUUGCUAAGGCUAAAUCAUUACCACUAGGAACACCAAUACGAGAUCAAUUCUUCAAAGAGAUUAAUUUUCGUAUUCCACCCAAGAAUGAUAAUGAUAAUGAUACAGUUGUGUUGAUAGUUAAUGGCAUUAAACUAUAUGUAAAUAGAGGUAUCAUGAAAAUAAACAAUGAUACAAUGUUUGGUCGAAGUAAUGAAGGCCAUAUGAUAGCGCAAGUGAGUUGUGAAUUAGCUGAAGAAUGCGUGAAAAUAAAUAAACCUCCGUUAUAUAUUAUUGAAGCCCUUCUGCAGCAUAUUCAUCCUCCGAACAAACCUAUCGAAAGCGUUUUGCUACGGCCAUUGCUUAUAUUCUGCAACGCUUAUCACAUGGAGAACGCUAUGAAUUCAAUUGAAGGCUAUUUAAUUCAAGAACCACCAGUUUCACCAGAACGAUUCAUAGAAUCUUUUGAAUUAGCCGAAAAAUAUAGCCUGGAAAAUCUUUUUCGCCGAAAUUUACAUCGAAUAGAAAACAGUUGCCGGCAUUUUGCGCUUCCAAUGAUCAAUCAUGCAAAUUUCAAGAAAUUGAUGGAACAAACAAGAAGCCAAAUUUUGGACAGAUUUUGUUCCGGAUGGGCUGUAGGAGGGAUGAAUCCAACAAAACGUUUGAGUCGACUGCUGACAAUCGAAGGUGUCGAUGGAAACACAGCUGCUGAACAAGACAAAAAAUUGUCAACAUUUAUGGAAAUCGAUUCUCAAGCAGCUUUUGGUAGUUCGGAAGAGAUAAAUUGA
Molecule: messenger RNA, 1671 nt
Organism: Cercopithifilaria johnstoni
Lineage: Eukaryota; Metazoa; Nematoda; Chromadorea; Rhabditida; Onchocercidae
Source: the annotation of a GenBank genome assembly